AUCCCCGCCCCUCGCUGCCCAGGGCAAGCAGAGAAGGCGGAAGUAGGGGCGUCCGCGGCUGGGGCUGGGGCUCCGGGCGGCCCGGGGUCGCGGCCGAAGAGGCCUUCGAGUGGAGAGAUUGGCGUGCAGGCAGUCUCAGCUCGGAGUGAGGAGUCUUGGCGGAGCGGAGUCGUGCGGCCGGGUGGAGUCGGUGGCCCAGCGGACGGGAGCGAGCGGUUGAUAAUUACGUUACUAUGAGUCUGCUAAACUGUGAAAACAGCUGCGGAUCCAGCCAGUCUGAGAGUGACUGCUGUGCCGCCAUGGCCAGCUCCUGUAGCGCUGCGGCGAAAGAUGACAGUGUGAGUGGAACCGCCAGCACAGGGAACCUCUCCAACUCUUUCAUGGAAGAGACCCAGGGGUAUGAUGUGGAGUUUGACCCGCCCCUGGAGAGCAAGUAUGAGUGCCCCAUCUGCCUGAUGGCUCUCCGGGAGGCAGUGCAGACACCGUGCGGCCACAGGUUCUGCAGAGCUUGCAUCAUCAAAUCAAUAAGGGAUGCAGGUCACAAAUGUCCAGUUGACAAUGAAAUACUGCUGGAAAAUCAACUAUUUCCUGACAAUUUUGCAAAACGAGAGAUUCUUUCUCUGGUGGUGAAAUGUCCAAAUGAAGGUUGUUUGCACAAGAUGGAACUGAGGCAUCUUGAGGAUCACCAAGCACAUUGUGAAUUUGCUCUUAUGAAUUGUCCUCAGUGCCAGCGUCCCUUCCAAAAAUGCCAACUUAAUAUUCACAUUCUCAAGGAGUGUCCAAGGAGACAGGUUUCUUGUGUAAACUGUGCUGCAUUGAUGGCAUUUGAAGAUAAAGAGGCACGUACCAGCUUGGAUUUGUUAAUUUCCCUACUUCUUAAAAAAAAUGUUAAUGUACAUUUGAGGAUCCAUGACCAGAACUGUCCUUUGGCAAAUGUCAUCUGUGAAUACUGCAAUACCAUGCUCAUCAGAGAACAGAUGCCUAAUCAUUACGACCUGGACUGUCCUACAGCCCCAAUUCCAUGCACAUUCAGUACUUUUGGUUGCCAUGUAAAGAUGCAGAGGAAUCACUUGGCACGCCACCUGCAAGAGAAUACCCAGUCGCACAUGAGAAUGUUGGCCCAGGCUGUUCAGAGUUUAAGCCUUGCAUUACCUCCUGUACCUCAGUGUGAUAUGCCUCCAUACGAUUCUUCCUCUGCGUCCCGGGUUUCCACUGGGUGUCACCCAGAGGUCCAGAAUUUCCAAGAAACCAUUCAGCAGUUAGAGGGUCGCCUUGUAAGACAAGACCAUCAAAUCCGAGAGCUAAUUGCUAAAAUGGAAACUCAGAGCAUGUACGUAAGUGAGCUCAAACAAACGAUUCGAACCCUUGAGGACAAAGUUGUUGAAAUAGAAGCACAGCAGUGCAAUGGGAUUUACAUCUGGAAGAUUGGCAACUUUGGGAUGCAUUUGAAAUCUCAAGAAGAGGAGAAACCUGUUGUCAUUCAUAGCCCUGGAUUCUACACAGGCAAACCCGGGUACAAACUGUGCAUGCGCCUGCACCUUCAGUUACCGUCGGCUCAGCGCUGUGCUAAUUACAUAUCCCUCUUUGUGCACACAAUGCAAGGAGAGUAUGACAGCCACCUCCCUUGGCCCUUCCAGGGUACAAUCCGCCUUACAAUUCUUGAUCAGUCUGAGGCACCUAUAAGGCAAAACCAUGAAGAGAUCAUGGAUGCCAAACCAGAGCUGCUUGCCUUCCAGAGACCCACAAUCCCACGGAACCCAAAAGGUUUUGGCUAUGUGACUUUUAUGCAUCUGGAAGCCCUGAGACAGAGAACCUUCAUUAAGGAUGAUACUUUAUUAGUGCGCUGUGAGGUCUCUACCCGCUUUGACAUGGGUAGUCUCCGGAGGGAGGGUUUUCAGCCACGAAGUACUGAUUCAGGGAUGUAGCAUCCCUGCAUGUGUUUAAAAAAAAAAAAAAAAAAGCCGUCUGGAGAAAGCCGUCUUUCCUUGCCUUGUUCUCAGUAAUACGCAAACAAAAAAAGAAGUGGAAAGACAUUGUACCCAGCAGCGAAUGCUGUUACUGAGGUCACUUACCGCUUCUUCCCGUUAACGGAUCUCGGAAGCGGUUUUUCCCUUGGAACCUACAUGUUCCACAGUUUCACAAAGACUGGAGUGCCUGUGGCAUAUUGCAGCGGCUGUCUGUCUGUCAGUCAGUAUACCUCUUUGUUGCACUUCAUGGGCUUUUUUUGCUCCAGUGUGUUUUAUUGUCAAAAAGCCCAGGGUUGGAGUAGUAAAGCUCAAACCUUUUAAUAAUAAUGGACGUUCCUUAAAACUUCAGCUUAUUUUUAUAUUAUAUGUAAUAUAUUAAAUUUGAGAAUCACUA
This is a messenger RNA of Acinonyx jubatus (cheetah), 2361 nucleotides long. RefSeq names its product TNF receptor associated factor 6 (gene TRAF6). Bases 234 to 1925 code for a protein of 563 amino acids. Gene Ontology annotation, cellular component: plasma membrane signaling receptor complex. The transcript has 7 exons. Gene Ontology annotation, molecular function: zinc ion binding; tumor necrosis factor receptor binding; ubiquitin protein ligase activity. NCBI's taxonomy places the organism in Eukaryota, Metazoa, Chordata, Mammalia, Carnivora, Felidae. The record is from RefSeq and is a predicted model, not a curated record. Gene Ontology annotation, biological process: regulation of canonical NF-kappaB signal transduction; regulation of apoptotic process; tumor necrosis factor-mediated signaling pathway.